Molecule: messenger RNA, 990 nt
Organism: Lodderomyces jiufengensis
Lineage: Eukaryota; Fungi; Ascomycota; Pichiomycetes; Serinales; Debaryomycetaceae
Product: rhomboid protease
Exons: 1
Coding region: 1-990 (329 amino acids)
Cellular component (GO): membrane
Molecular function (GO): serine-type endopeptidase activity
Source: RefSeq, a predicted model, not a curated record
AUGUAUCAAUCGUUAAGAAUUUUUCUAAAACCAACGACAAGUCUAGCAAGAAAACAGUUUUUUCAAAACAAUAGUAUACUAAACAAGAUACGACAACAAACACAAUCCAAUCAAAAUGUACAAUUGUUAAAAUCAUCAAUGAAUCCAUGGGAAAGAAUGAAUCAAAUAAUGAAUCAACAAAUUAAACAAUUACAAGAAUUACAAAACUCACCAUUAACCAAUUCAUCUACUUGGAAAAGUUACAAUCAAUAUUAUAAUAGAUCAAAUUGGGAUAAAUUGAAGAAACCUUUAUUAUUUACAGUUGCAUUUUGUGUAGGUACAACAUUUGCAACUCCAUAUUUAUUUGAUUAUACACCAAUGUCAAUUUUCAAACAAUAUCCUCAAUCUAUUGUAUGGACAAUAAUUGGUAUAAAUGCAUUAGUAUUUUUCCUGUGGAGAGUACCUCAAUUACAAAAAUUUACAAUGCAAUAUGGUAUAUUAUUUAAAGAUAAUAUUCAAUCACCAUGGACUCUUUUAGGAUCAGCUUUUUCACAUCAAAGUUUUGCACAUUUUGCUAUAAAUAUGCUUUGUUUCCAAUCAUUUGCAGUUACUUUAGUUGCAGUUUUAGGAGUAUCAAACUUUACUAUACUUUAUUUAAAUUCAGCAGUUAUAUCAUCAUUUGCAUCAAUUGCAAUUCCAAUGUUAUUGGGUAGUUCAUUAUCAGUUGCAUCAUUAGGUGCAUCAGGUGCCAUAUUUAGUGUUUUUGGUUGUUUUUCAUAUCUUUUCCCUGCUUCUCCUGUUGGAUUAUUCUUCAUACCUGUACCAGGUGGGGCUUGGGUUUUGUUUUUGGGAACUGUUAUUUGGAAUGCUGCUGGAACUGUAUUGAGGUGGGGAACGUUCGAUUAUGCUGCUCAUUUAGGUGGUUCAUUAGUUGGAAUAGCUUAUGGAUAUUAUUUUAAUAAGAAAAGAAAAGAACAAAUUAAGAGAAGAAGAUUAAUUUUAGAUUUUUAG